Messenger RNA from Uncinocarpus reesii 1704, 435 nucleotides. RefSeq lists its product as uncharacterized. The transcript is spliced from 2 exons. The coding region runs from base 1 to 435 and encodes 144 amino acids. NCBI's taxonomy places the organism in Eukaryota, Fungi, Ascomycota, Eurotiomycetes, Onygenales, Onygenaceae. The record is from RefSeq and is a predicted model, not a curated record.
AUGGCUGUGCGUUGCUUUGUGGUUGAAGAAACGCAACAGAGAAAAAAAGUCGAGUUUCUUACAGAGUUGUUGGUGGCGCGUAUUUGGUACAGUAUCUGGGGGCGGUUGGCUGUGUAUCAAUGGUACGGAGGCGGUAUUGGGAAUGUUCGGCGAAUGGAUCGCUUCGCUGUAACAGUAGGAUCACACCACAACGAUUAUUAUUACGAGUCACAGCAUCGUCCCUGGCAGGCCGCAAGCCUUCAUGGGUUGCAAAUGUGCGUGCUCGAUCAGCGCAGUGAAUCGCCAUUGCCUUCUUCCAUCUUCCGGGCGGCUGUGACUCCUGUGCCUGCUGUGACUGAUAAAGGGGGCCCUCCACGUGGAGAUAUCCUGGAGCCCUCCAUAACACCGCAAGAAAGCGAAGGCAUCAGCCAGCUUGCGGAGUCACUCCGAACUUGA